AUGACUGUCCCUGAAUCAAACAAGCCCACAACUUCUGUCGCCAUCGUUUCAACGGGCACUUCAAUCAAAGUCCACUCCUUCGUGAGACAGAGCCCCGUCACCUCGACUUCAUUCCAGGCCACACAGGAGGAGUCUCUUCGAGGAGACCACAACGGUCGCAUCAGUGUACAGCCAACAAGCUUCGAAGGCGGACUCUUGGUCGGAUUGUAUGAUCCCCAUCUCGGCCCACAAUGCGCGGAAUACCUCCAGCAGCACCUCAUCCCAAUCCUUGACGAGUCCCUCUCAACCCAGGUCGACCACUCCGACGACGAUCACGAGGUCAGCCCUCACACCUGCAGGAUCGACCCCAACCAAGUCAUCGACACCCUCAAGUCCACCUUCCUUGAACUGGACGAGCUCCUCCUUGCCACCGCCAUUACCGUCGCCUUGGCUCAGCCCGAGGACACCAACGACCUCGCCUCCCUCGAGGAGGUCAAGAAAACUCAGGAAGUCAUUGCUCAGGUCGUCACAGGUUCGACAGCCAUGGUCGGCUUCUUGGCUCCACACAGCGCAUCCGCCUCGACCAAUUCUGACAGCCAAAAGCACGAUUUCUACUUGGCACAGCUGGGCGAUUCGGUCGCUAUUCUUGCAGGUCUUGACAGUGAUGGCCAGUGGACAGCCCGCCGUCUGAACCCACCCGAGGCCCAAGAACAUUCAGUCCGCUACCCUGGAUCAGAAGAGUACAAUAAGGUUGUCUACGAGGCAACAGAACGCGCCUUGACUGUAGAGCAAUACUUGACCCAGCAUAACGGAGCUUCGUCAUUACCAAACUCAACAGGAUCAGCGCAAUCGACCAUCCAAAGCGACAGCUUCUUGACUAGACGGGGAAAAUUCCUGGGUUUGCCUGUCACACGAGCAUUCGGCGACUUGGACUGGAAGAUUGAGCAGGAGCCUCGGCGUUCAGUCUCGAACUGGGUUGAGCCCUCGCUCCGUUCUCGAAUUGACAAGACCCUGGCAGGAGGAUCAAGGUCGCGUGCUGCAAAUGGAGGCAUUAGUUCGGACGAGAUUGGCAUCAACAACCUCGAUGAUCCACCCUAUGUCAGAGCAGACCCCAAGAUUUCCCGCAUUGUACUCGAGACCCGGAAACAGGACAGGGCUGCUGCUGGAAGCUCAUCGGACCAGUUGCUGAUUCUGUUGAACCGUGGGCUGUUGUAUACGACCCGGUUUAAUGUCCCGUCGACGACCAAAGUCAGCACCAACCCAAAUGACCAGGCCCUGAUCUCGGACUUUGAACUUUCCCGGAUGGUCGCCAACACGCUGGAGAAGGGCGAGGAGAACUGCGCCUUGGCGGUAGCGAAGGCUCUUGAUCAGAUCCGCAAGGAGGCUGGACCUUUGGAUCGGUCGGUCGAGGAUCAACAGGUGGAGGGUGAUGAAGAAGAAGGUCUCGAAGGAUCUGUCUUGGUCGUCGUACUUUAA
Linnemannia hyalina is the source of this 1455-nucleotide messenger RNA. The record is from the annotation of a GenBank genome assembly. Lineage: Eukaryota; Fungi; Mortierellomycota; Mortierellomycetes; Mortierellales; Mortierellaceae.